This is a messenger RNA of Colletotrichum graminicola M1.001, 1950 nucleotides long. RefSeq lists its product as uncharacterized. Gene Ontology annotation, biological process: actin filament network formation; actin filament bundle assembly. Gene Ontology annotation, molecular function: actin filament binding. Lineage: Eukaryota; Fungi; Ascomycota; Sordariomycetes; Glomerellales; Glomerellaceae. The record is from RefSeq and is a predicted model, not a curated record. Bases 1 to 1950 code for a protein of 649 amino acids. The transcript has 5 exons. Gene Ontology annotation, cellular component: actin filament bundle; actin filament; cytoplasm.
AUGAACGUUCUCAAGCUUCAGAGGAAGUAUCCUCAGUUCCCUCAGGACGAAAUCUACGGCCUGAGCGACGCCUUCCGCAAGCUCGACGUCGACGACAAGGGCUACGUCGAUGAGGCCACCGCCAUCAAGGCCACCCAGCAGAGCGAACGCCAACCCUAUGAUGUCGUACGACAGGCCCUCAAGGAGGUUGAACUCGACUCUUCUCGCAGAGUCGAGCUGGAGGACUACGUCGCAUUGAUUGCCAAGCUUCGCGAGUCUUCCCCGGCCCAAAAACGCAUGACAACCGGCCCCGGUUCCGCUCCUGCCAGCAUCGUCGCCCAAGCCACCGGAAAAGUCGGCGGUCAUGCCUCCAAGUCGAGCGUCGGCAAGAUCCAUGUCCAGGGCUCCAAUGCCAACGUCACUCACACCAUCAACGAGGACGAGAGGACCGAGUUCACUCGUCACAUCAAUGCCGUCUUGGCCGGCGACCCGGAUAUUGGAAACCGCCUCCCCUUCCCCACCGACACCUUUGAGAUGUUCGACGAGUGCAAAGACGGUCUCGUCCUGGCCAAGCUCAUCAACGACAGUGUUCCCGAUACCAUUGACGAGCGUGUCCUGAACCGCCCGAAGAACAAGAAGCAGCUCAACGCCUUCCAGAUGACGGAGAACAACAACAUCGUCAUUGAGUCCUCCAAGGGCAUCGGUCUGUCCGUCGUCAACAUUGGCAGUGGUGACAUUAUCGAGGGCCGCGAGCACCUGAUCCUCGGCCUCAUCUGGCAGAUCAUCCGCCGCGGCCUGCUGAGCAAGAUCGACAUCAAGCUCCACCCGGAGCUGUACCGCCUGCUCGAGGACGACGAGACCCUCGAACAGUUCCUGCGCCUGCCUCCCGAACAGAUUCUCCUCAGAUGGUUCAACUACCACCUGAAGGCCGCCAACUGGCCCAGACGGGUGAACAACUUCUCCAGCGACAUCAAGGACGGCGAGAACUACACCGUUCUCCUGGCGCAGAUCGGUUCCGAAUACGGCGCGACGAGAGCCCCCCUCCAGACGAGAGAUCUCUUGCAGAGGGCCGAGGAGAUUCUGCAGACCGCCGACAACAUGGGGUGCCGCAAGUUCCUCACGCCCUCAUCCCUGGUCGCCGGUAACCCCAAGCUGAACCUGGCCUUCGUUGCCAACCUGUUCAACACCCACCCCGCCCUCGACCCCAUCACCGAGGAGGAGAAGCUCGAGGUGGAGGACUUUGACGCCGAAGGGGAGAGAGAGGCCCGCGUCUUCACCCUCUGGCUCAACAGCCUGGACGUGCAGCCCGCCGUUCAGUCCUUCUUCGACGACCUGCGCGACGGCACCGUCCUUCUGCAAGCGUACGACAAGGUCAUCAAGGGGUCCGUUAACUGGCGCCACGUCAACAAGCCCCCUGCGCACGGCGGCGAGAUGAUGCGCUUCAAGGCCGUCGAGAACACAAACUACGCCAUCGAGCUCGGCAAGCAGAACCGCUUCUCGCUCGUCGGCAUCCAGGGCGCGGACAUCACCGACGGCCAGCGGACCCUGACCCUCGGCCUGGUGUGGCAGCUGAUGCGCAGAGACAUCACUGUCACCCUCUCGACUCUGGCGCAGCGUCUGGGCAAGAAGGAGAUCACGGACGCCGAGAUGGUCAGGUGGGCCAACGACAUGUCCCGCAAAGGUGGCAAGUCGUCCGCCAUUCGAUCCUUCAAGGACCCCGCCAUCGGCACCGGCGUCUUCCUGCUGGACGUGCUCAACGGCAUGAAGAGCAGCUACGUCGACUACGACCUCGUCACCCCCGGCCACACGGACGACGACGCCUACCUCAACGCCAAGCUCAGCAUCUCCAUUGCGAGAAAGAUGGGCGCCACCAUCUGGUUGGUGCCCGAGGAUAUUUGCCAGGUCCGCAGCCGCCUGGUGACCACCUUUAUCGGAUCUCUUAUGGCGACGGCCGAAAAGCAGGGCUUGUAA